AUGCGACAAGUUAGAACAGAGUUUGAAGUUCGAACCGGUGAGAAGAAAGUUUGUGAGGUGAAUUCGAAUGAUGUUGAAACCUUGACGUGGUGUCAUGGCUGCCGGCAACCUGAGUUGACAGUGACAAGUAAUCCAAACGUAGCUGGUAUAUGGUUGAGAGAGCAAAUCGAAUCUUGGAAACCUGUUGUAGACGCUGUUCAUGCCAAAGGUGGUAUAUUCUUUUGUCAGAUUGUUCAUGUUGGAAGGGUUUCAGAUCCAGAUUUUAAACCAAAUGGGCAAGCUCCAAUUUCAUCAACCAACAAACCAUUGUCAGGUAAUAGCAGGGAACCAAGGCCGUUAAGAAUAGAUGAAAUUCCUUAUAUUGUCAAUGACUUCAGAAUUGCUGCAAGAAAUGCUAUGGAAGCAGGGUUUGAUGGAGUUGAGAUUCAUGGAGCACAUGGUUUUCUAAUUGACCAGUUUUUGAAAGAUCAAGUUAACGACAGAACAGACAAAUAUGUUUUACCCGUGAUCAAAAUCCGUUAUGAAAACAAAGGGUAA
Messenger RNA from Cajanus cajan (pigeon pea), 537 nucleotides. NCBI's taxonomy places the organism in Eukaryota, Viridiplantae, Streptophyta, Magnoliopsida, Fabales, Fabaceae. The record is from RefSeq and is a predicted model, not a curated record.